Xenopus tropicalis (tropical clawed frog) is the source of this 1216-nucleotide messenger RNA. RefSeq names its product stomatin like 2 (gene stoml2). The record is from RefSeq and is marked provisional. Gene Ontology annotation, cellular component: mitochondrial inner membrane; mitochondrion; membrane. Lineage: Eukaryota; Metazoa; Chordata; Amphibia; Anura; Pipidae.
GGGAAGGGACAGGCCGGGCAGUGCCGGGCACACAGGAGCGGGGAGCGGCAUGUUCCGAGCGGUCAGUCGGGCGGGGAGCCUCCUGCUGCGGGGCUCCCAAGUACAUUACCCCAGAACGUGGAAUAGAGAGGCCCAGCGGUGCUUGUCCUCCGGCCUCCCCAUGAACACCGUCGUGCUGUUUGUGCCCCAGCAGGAGGCCUGGGUGAUAGAACGAAUGGGGCGCUUCCACCGCAUACUGGAGCCUGGCCUGAAUGUGCUCAUCCCUAUCCUGGAUCGGAUCCGCUACGUGCAGAGCCUGAAGGAAAUCGUCAUCAAUGUCCCCGAGCAGUCGGCGGUGUCACUCGAUAACGUCACCCUGCAGAUAGACGGGGUUCUGUACCUCCGGAUCAUGGACCCAUACAAGGCAAGUUACGGGGUGGAGGACCCGGAAUACGCAGUCACCCAGUUGGCACAGACCACCAUGCGCUCUGAGUUGGGCAAACUGACUCUGGACAAGGUCUUCAGGGAGAGAGAAUCCCUCAAUGCCAACAUCGUGGAUGCAAUAAACCAGGCAUCGGACUACUGGGGCAUCAAGUGCCUGAGAUACGAGAUCAAGGACAUCCACGUCCCCCCCAAGGUCAAGGAAGCCAUGCAGAUGCAGGUGGAGGCGGAGAGAAGGAAGAGGGCGAUGGUGCUGGAGUCUGAGGGGACCAGAGAGUCGGCCAUAAAUGUGGCAGAAGGACAGAAGCAAGCCCAGAUCCUGGCCUCCGAGGCUGAGCGGGCAGAGCAGAUAAAUAAAGCUGCGGGUGAGGCCAAUGCCAUCCUGGCGAAAGCAAAGGCUCGCGGAGACGCCAUCCGGAUGCUGGCAGAGGCCCUGACACAGCAGAAUGGCAAUGCAGCCGCCUCCCUCACCGUGGCUGAGCAGUACGUGUUGGCCUUCUCCAAGCUCGCCAAGGAAUCCAACACCAUUCUACUUCCAACCAACACCGGAGACAUAAGCAGCAUGGUGGCCCAGGCAAUGGGCAUUUAUGGGAAAAUGACCCAGCAGCAGUUAGCGCAGAGCAGCCCCACCCUGAGUGACGGCACAAUGGGCACCGAGACACAAGGGCAGAGCCAGAGUUAGCCGUGCAACUGAACCUCGUGGCUGCCAGCCGGGACUCUUACCUCUAUACAAUGUCGGGCUCAUUGAUUAUUUUUUUUAAUGGAAUUUCAUUUAUGUAAUAUAUUAUUAUUGGGA